Messenger RNA from Vicugna pacos (alpaca), 2661 nucleotides. NCBI's taxonomy places the organism in Eukaryota, Metazoa, Chordata, Mammalia, Artiodactyla, Camelidae. The record is from RefSeq and is a predicted model, not a curated record.
AGUGUCGUUCUCUGCCCGCCCUCAGAAAUGGAAGCAGCUGUCCAGGUUUCAGCGGAACGCCAUUCUCUUCCUGCUGGCCUUUCUGAUGCUCUGUGGCCUCCUGACCUACGUCAGCACGUCUGACCAGUGGCCAGCCGAGAACAGGUCAGCGGAAGGGCAGAGGAUGAGACCAGCAAACCCACCGGUCCUGCCAGCCCCUCAGAAAGCAGACGCUCACCCAGAAACCUUCCCGGGGCUCUCACCGCAGAAGCCUCCAAGGCAUUUCCGACGGGGACCACCCAACCUGCAGAUCAGAGCCCCCGACAGAGCUUCCAAGGACAGGGGGCAGGAUGAGGCCGAGAGGAGGGCAGACGCGGUGGACGAAAAGGGGCAGAGAACCAUCAGCUGGAGGGGAGCAGUGAUGGAGCCGGAGCAGGGCAGCGAGCUCCCUUCUAGGAAGGCAGAGGGCCCCCCUAGGCCUUCCCCACAGGCCCUCGGGAUUCAGAACCCGGCAGCCUCCCCCAAGGAGCGCCAGAAGGCCGUGAUCGACGCCUUCCGCCAUGCGUGGGCCGGGUACCGCAAGUUCGCCUGGGGCCAUGACGAGCUGAGGCCCGUGUCCAGGUCCUUCAGUGAGUGGUUCGGCCUCGGCCUCACGCUGAUCGACGCCCUGGACACCAUGUGGAUCUUGGGUCUGAAGAAAGAGUUUGAAGAAGCCAAGAAGUGGGUGUCCAAGAAGUUAGAGUUUCAGAAGAACGUGGACGUCAACCUGUUUGAGAGCACAAUCCGGAUCCUGGGGGGGCUCCUGAGCGCCUUCCACCUGUCAGGGGACGUCCUCUUCCUGCAGAAGGCUGAGGAUUUUGGAAAUCGGCUAAUGCCUGCGUUCCAGACACCGUCCAAGAUCCCGUACUCCGAUGUAAACAUUGGCACUGGCGCUGCCCACCCUCCCCGGUGGACCUCUGACAGCACGGUGGCUGAGGUGACAAGCAUUCAGCUGGAGUUCCGAGAGCUCUCUCGUCUCACGGGAGUUAAGAAGUUUCAGGUAUGGAGGGAGCCAAGGCGGCCAGGCACCUGUGGGCCUCGUCACGCACAUUUUCACUCUGACGUGAAACGCAGGCUUCCCCGGACAGCCGUGCAGCAGCUGUCCCACAGUGUGCAGAGGGCAGAUAGAGCCUCCUUCGGGAGCUGGACUCGCCUCAGGCUCAAGCCCGGGGGUGAUGCGCCCCGGAAUCGGGGGUGGGGGCCGCAUUCCCCAGAGAGCUGGGUGGGCUCGUCGGGUCCCAGGGGCCGUGCACCCAUCUGGUGCGCGCACACACGACCUGCUGGUCCCCACAGGCUGCUGGAGGACUACCUCGAAGCUGUGGAGGGAAUCAAGAGGCACCUGCUGCGCAGGUCCGAGCCAACGAAGCUCACCUUCGUGGGGGAGCUCACCCACGGCCGCUUCAGCGCCAAGAUGGACCACCUGGUGUGCUUCCUGCCAGGGACACUGGCUCUGGGCGCCCACCAUGGCCUGCCCGCUGACCACAUGGAGCUGGCCCGGGCGCUCAUGGACACCUGCUACCAGAUGAACCGUCAGAUGGAGACUGGGCUGAGCCCCGAGAUCGUGCACUUCAACCUGUCCCCGCAGCCGGCCCAGAAGGACGUGCUGGUGAAGGCGGCCGACAGACACAACCUGCUGCGGCCCGAGACGGUGGAGAGCCUGUUCUACCUGUACCGCUUCACGGGUGACCGCAAGUACCAGGACUGGGGCUGGGACAUCCUGCAGAGCUUCAACACCUACACCAGGGUCCCCUCGGGCGGCUACUCCUCCAUCAGCAACGUGCAGGACCCCAGCAAUCCCCAGCCCAGGGACAAGAUGGAGAGCUUCUUUCUGGGGGAGACGCUCAAGUACCUGUACCUGCUCUUCUCUGACGACCCAAACCUGCUCAGCCUGGACACCUACGUGUUCAACACUGAGGCUCACCCCCUGCCCAUCUGGGCCCCCGCCUAGGGCGGGACGACUCCCGAGUGGGCGCUGCCCACGGGCCUACACUUCCCGUCAUCAGGACCCUGACCCUGACCUUGGCUGUGCCACGUCCACCCAGCUGGCUGGACGUGCUCCAGGCCGGAUUGAUGGCAGCGGCCCCGUGGGCGACAGGGCCGGCACGUGUUGGGGCCCCGUAGGUGCUCGGGGCGGCCGCUGGGCCCGGCUCCUCGCCUGGUUCUCGUCAGGACACCGUCAGGAACAGACAGGAGCAAAUGAGCGCUGUGAUUCGGGGAGGCCCUGCCCACCCGGGAGCCUUCUUCCUUCUCCUGAGAAAAUCGAAUUCUGACUGCAUUCCUGAGGCCCGACUGUCCUCCUGCUGGCCGUGCAAGGGCUUCGUGGGUGUCCUGGGGCCUCUGUCACCCGGGGCUACUCUGGCUCCCUGGAGCCCAGGGUGUGAUCAGAGGCCGGAGCUGAGGGGACAGCCGGGUGCAGCUCAGCCUGGGGUCUCAGAGCCUGUGGACACGCCCUGACCUGAGGGUCUGGGGGCAUCUGUGACCUGGGGAUAUGGGCUCCUGGCUGGCUGUGGUGUUUACACGUUGGACUCAGGGAUCCUCCCACUGCCCUGCUCGGGCUGGGAGGGGCUGGGCGGGCAAGUCACCUGCUCCCAGGCCAGCCCGACAGAUGGACUUUCAGUCGGGAUAAAAGUACAUUUGCUCUAA